Molecule: messenger RNA, 807 nt
Organism: Panthera uncia (snow leopard)
Lineage: Eukaryota; Metazoa; Chordata; Mammalia; Carnivora; Felidae
Exons: 3
Coding region: 1-672 (223 amino acids)
Source: RefSeq, a predicted model, not a curated record
AUGAGGUCACAAUGCUUCCUUCUGUCCUGUGGGCAGAGCAUUGGACACGAUGAGCAGGUGCAGAAAGGAAGUUCAAUGUUCCUCACAUUGGGACAACCUGGGGAACCAGAGAGAUUUGUCCCACAAAAGUGGGGAUGCCUCAAGGAGAGACCUGCCCAGAAGGAUUUGAAAAUGAAUGAGGAACCCUGGGGGUUGCUGACAAGGCUUCCACUUAGGAAGUGCUGUCUCUGGGACAGUGGAGGCAGUCACUGCUUAGGGCACCAGGAGACCACUUUCAGAAGGGCAGGCUGUGCACCUGAGACAACAGCUGAACCGACCAGAGGAGAAAGGUCAGGAUCCUGGGAGCCCGAGCUCAGGUUGGAGCUGAAGGUGGUGGUAGCCAGGACAGACCACAGAAAAGUUUCCUGCAGGGAAGUGGCAGUGGCCUCAGGAAACCGGGCAGAGAAGAGCCAGGGGCCAUCUGAGUUCUCAAACCUCUCCAGGCUCCUCUCUCAAGUGAUGUCGCAGCCUGCACCUGUUCCUCUCACCAGGGCAGGAGGAAGGCCCUGGCCACCCAGCGAGCAGACACUGUCACUAUUUAGAGAAAGAGUGGCAUGGGAGGGAAAACUGCAGAAGGAACAGAAAACUCAGUGCCAUGGACAACUCUUUUAUUGUGAACAUGGCACCUUCUGAUCCAGAGCCUAUCAACUUCCAGAGCUCCUCUCUCUCUCUCUCUCUCUCUCUCUGUCUCUCUCUCUCUCUCUCUGCACAUGGCUGACUGGUCAGAUUUUUACUAGGCAUUUUUGAAUUGAAAUAUAUUAAUUAAAA